Messenger RNA from Hipposideros armiger (great roundleaf bat), 1339 nucleotides. Its product is annotated as interleukin-18 receptor 1-like. Gene Ontology annotation, molecular function: interleukin-18 binding; interleukin-18 receptor activity. Gene Ontology annotation, biological process: positive regulation of type II interferon production; interleukin-18-mediated signaling pathway. NCBI's taxonomy places the organism in Eukaryota, Metazoa, Chordata, Mammalia, Chiroptera, Hipposideridae. The coding region runs from base 698 to 1339 and encodes 213 amino acids. The transcript has 6 exons. The record is from RefSeq and is a predicted model, not a curated record.
ACACCGCUCGGCGGCCUGAAGGGUGCGUCGGAGCAGCACCCGCGCGCCACCUCGCGGCCCUACAGGCCACAAGGCCACCACCCAUUGCCCCGGAGCUGCCAGGAACCGCGGCGCGUCCCCGGGGCCAGGUCGAAGCGCCGGAUUUUCCAGCUGCGCUGUCGUCUCCGAACUCGCGGGCUGGCGCCCAGGUGGAAGAGCCGAUAUAUUCCGACUCGAACCCUCUAGCCCGGGAGCACCCCAGCCCCGGAGUAUCCACACCCCGGACCACCCUUACAGUGGGAGGCCUUCGCGAUCAAGAGCAUACCCCAGACGAGGAGCAUCCUGGAUUGGAGCACCCCCGACCGGGAGCAUCCGUCCUACGUCGAGGACACUAGGCGGGACCCAGCGCAGCGCCCCACCCUCUCCUCUGCCAGCCGAGUUUCCUGCCUACGGCUAACAGACACCUUUCCUUUCUUCUUACUUUCUGGUCUUUUUCUUUGUUCAAACUUCUCUAGCUGCCUAAUCUCUUUAAUGACAUUUGUGGCUCCUCUCUUUCGUUGCUUGUUACAGCGCUAGCGGGGGCAGCCUAUGGCGGUUUGUCACCUGCUUCCUGAACUGUCUCCCCCAUCACCACCUGUGUGAAGGUGGGACAGCCGCCCCUGCCCCAGCCUCCACGACGCCAGUCUGAAGGAAACUUUUUGAAAGCAGAAUCCUAAACAUGCAUUGUGGACAACUACUCUUGACAUUUUUGGUUCUUAUAUUUAUAAGCACCACAGAAGAAACCUGUUAUCUACGUGAUAUCAUCACUGUAGUUGAAGGAGAGCCUUUCUAUCUGAAAUAUUGCUCAUUGUCACCUGAACAUAAGAAUGAAACAGCCACCAUAAAAUGGUUCAAAUGCACUGAGUCACAUGGGCAUGUUGAGCUAAGCUCAAGCAGCUCUCCCAGAAUUACUCUCCGUGAUUACGUUUUGGAGUUCUGGCCAAUCGAGUUGAAUGACAAUGGAACUUAUGUUGUCCAAAUGGGAAAUCAUACUAAUAAAUGGAAAUUAAAUGUCAUCAAAAGAAGUAAACACAGCUGUUUUGCUGAAAAACAAGUAAUUGGUAAACGUGUGGGAGUUAAAAAAUCUUUGCGGAUAACCUGUAACAAUAGUUUCUACAAAGGACUGAUCAACAGAACAUCAUUGUAUAAGAACUGUGAAAAGAUAGAGAACAAUAAAAAACCAUUUUUACAUAAGAAUGCUGAGUUUGAAGAUCAGGGAUAUUACACCUGUAUGUUUUUCCUUUAUCAUAAUGGAAAACUAUUUAAUGUCACUGAAACCUUCAAUGUAACAAUAGAAGCAGAAGCUUUACCAAGAACAUAG